UUCAAAAUUGUUUAAAUAUUAAAUUAAUACAUAUUUACGUUGAGAGAGUGUAUGUAAUAAAAAGAAGGAAAGACAAAGAGUUGAUAUCGAAUUUUUGUUUCUUGUUGUAACAAUUGUCCAAGUGAAAGACGGUUUAUAAAUCAUACGAAGCAUAUAGACAAGGGAAAAAAAGAAAAGAAAUAGUACACAUAACGAUAUUUUCAAGAUUCCAAUAAGAUAAUAAUAACAAGAAGUUUAAGUUCAAGUUGAGUGUGGCAUUUGACUUUGGUAAACGUGUUGUGUGCUACAUAAAAUAAAGAGUGAACCGUGCAUGUUGAUAUAUCUGCUUACAAAUUAAAGUAAGAGACCAAUUCUCUCUGCUUGGUGAUCAGCAUAUAUAUACACCAUACAAAUGCUUAUGCAAAAACAUCGAACUGCAGAAUGUCAUGAAAACAGAAUCGAACACACACUUAACUCACAUAACUAUUUGCGUACAAGCAGGCAGACACUGUAAAUGCAUAAAAAUUUGAUCGGUGGGCUUUAUUUGCAUAUUGAUUGAGUUCAGUCGAUUCCGUGUCGCACGAUCUGUAGUGUCAGUGACAUUGGUGGCUUUCGAAAUCAUCGCACACACACGUACAUAUACUCAACCUAAAUAAACUAAUCUAAAAAACGCGCAUCGAAAAAAAUAGAAAUCAAUCUGAAGACCAGAAGUAUUAUAAUUCGAAUUUUAAUCUUAAACAACAUACAUGUGAAAGAGAUUUUAUAACAAGCGAAGACUUAAAAGUUUCGACUUCAUUAUAUUGCACAGAAGUGGGAAAAACAGCAAAAAUGGCACAACAAAUGGAAGUUGGAGUUCAAGAUUUCGUUCUAUUAGACGAAGUCACUUUGGAGAAAUUUAUGGAAAAUCUGCAUAAACGGUUUCAAGCGGGCAAAAUAUAUACGUAUAUUGGAGAAGUAUGCGUUUCUGUGAAUCCAUACCGUCAAAUGAAUAUCUAUGGCAAUGACUAUGUCAACAAGUACAAAGGUCGUGAACUCUUUGAGAAUACUCCCCAUAUAUUUGCCGUGGCCGAUGCAGCAUAUCGAACGUUGAAGCAACGUAAUCGCGAUACAUGCAUCAUGAUAAGCGGUGAAAGUGGCGCGGGAAAAACCGAAGCCUCAAAAAUUAUUAUGAAAUAUAUAGCUGCGGUCACCAAUACGGUAGGACACAACGAAAUUGAACGAGUCAAGAACGUUCUUAUACAGAGUAAUGCGAUACUGGAAACAUUCGGAAAUGCCAAAACAAAUCGCAACGAUAACUCAAGUCGAUUCGGCAAAUAUAUGGACAUUGAGUUUGAUUUCAAAGCAGACCCCGUUGGUGGUGUCAUCACAAACUAUUUGCUAGAGAAAUCGAGAGUUAUUCAACAACAAUCUGGAGAACGGAAUUUUCACAGUUUUUAUCAGUUGUUGAGAGGAUGUUCCGAUAAUGAUUUGAAAAAAUAUCAUUUGGUUCGCGAUUAUUCAAAGUACAAUUACACCAAUCAAGGCAGCAACGAGAUUUUGUCCGAGAAUCAGGACUAUAAAGCAACGAUGAGUGCAUUCCGUACGUUGUGCUUUUCUCCCGACGAAAUCUGUUCGGUUUGGCAAAUUGUUGCGGCAAUUUUACACUUGGGAAAUAUUACUUUUGAAACCGACGAAGAAAAUAUUGUGAUUAAAAACAAAGAGGCAUUAAGACAUGUGGCCAGUUUGUUGAGAGUGACCGAAGACGAACUUAUGAAAUCACUGACACAACGCGUUAUUGCAGCCCGCGGUGAUGUCAUGCUGAAAACGCAUAAUACACAACAAGCUGAAUUCGGUCGUGAUGCAUUGGCAAAGGCAAUUUAUGAUCGUCUAUUCACAUGGAUUAUACAACGCAUAAAUAAAUCGAUUUUAGUGCCCGGGACCACCGUCCAUAAGCGUUUCAACAAAGUGAUUGGCGUACUUGAUAUUUACGGUUUCGAAGUAUUCGAUUGUAAUAGUUUUGAACAGUUUUGCAUUAAUUAUUGCAACGAAAAACUGCAACAACUAUUCAUUGAGCUUGUGUUGAAGCAGGAGCAAGAAGAAUAUACACGAGAAGGUAUAGCAUGGACAAACAUUGACUACUUUAACAAUCAAAUCAUUUGCGAAUUGGUUGAACAACCUCACAAAGGUAUAAUCUCGAUAAUGGACGAAGCAUGUUUGACGGUGGGCAAAGUAACUGACGAAACUCUGCUUGAAGCAAUGGACAAAAAAUUGGCACAUCAUCCGCAUUACACGAGUCGCCAAUUAAAACCAAUGGACAAGGAAUUGAAGCAUAAAGUCGAUUUCCGUAUAACACACUAUGCUGGUGACGUAAUUUACGAUAUUAGCGGAUUCAUUGAGAAAAACAAAGACACAUUGUAUCAAGAUUUCAAGCGAUUAUUGUUCCAUUCAAAAGAUACAAAUUUGUCAGCGAUGUGGCCAGAAGGAGCUCAAGACAUAACCAAAACAACAAAACGUCCAUUAACUGCUGGUACACUAUUCCAAAAAUCAAUGAUCACAUUGGUUGAUACGCUACAAAAUCAAGAACCAUUUUAUGUGCGCUGCAUAAAACCGAACGACAAUAAAGUUGCCACACUUUUUGAUACGGUUCGCGUUGAGCAUCAAGUACGGUAUUUGGGAUUACUAGAAAAUGUUCGUGUGCGACGUGCCGGUUUUGUUCAUCGUCAACGAUAUGAUAAAUUUUUACUACGCUAUAAAAUGAUAAGCGAGUACACAUGGCCCAAUUUCCGUGGCACACCAAAAGAGGGUGUGGAAGUUUUAAUGGAUGUACACAAUUUUAAAGACGACGUUGAAUUUGGACGCACAAAACUAUUUAUUAGAUCCCCAAAAACGCUAUUCGCUUUGGAACGCAAGCGAAACGAAAUGAUACCGGUUAUUGUGACAUUUUUACAGAAACAAGUUCGUGGUUGGAUUUGUCGUCAACAAUACAAACGUAUGGUGGCUGCUCUUGUCAUCAUGAGAUGCUAUAAUCAAUUCAAACAAAGGAAAUACAUCGAAGAAUUGGCACAGAAAUUCCGGCAUGCAAAAAAUAUGAAAGAUUAUGGAAAACAUAUUAUUUGGCUACAAGCACCGUUUGCAGCUAGAAAAGCCGAACCUGGACUCAAAAUGUUGUUCAAUAAAUGGCGUGCAUCGAUGCUUUUGAAGAAAUUCCCACGUUCGGAAUGGGCACAAUUGCGACUACAAGUGAUUGCUGCAAGUGCAUUGAAACAACGACGCAAAUUCUGGGGACAAUCACGACGAUGGGUGGGCAACUAUCUUACAAAUCCGACGGAAAAUACGAAUUAUUCACAUUACAAUGCCAGUAUCAAUAAUAUGCGAAAUGUGGAUAAUCAUUUUUCAAAAGUACUAUUUUCAGCAUUUGCAAAAAAAUUCAAUCAUCGCAACAAGAGCGCUGACAGAGCCAUUAUUUUAACCGAAACAACGAUUUACAAAUUGGACAGUUAUAAAAACAAAUUUCGAAAUAUGUCACGCACCAUCGAAAUUAAAGAUUUAUUGGGAAUCAGUGUUAGUCCAGGCAGAGACCAAUUAAUUGUAUUCCAUUCACCGAAGGAAAAUGACUUGGUUGUUGCGCUACAGGCCGAAGACAAUGCAUUGAAAGAGGACCGAAUCGGUGAAUUAAUUGCACUCGUCGCAAAACGAUACUUUGAGAUCAAUCGAGCCGAUAUUCCAGUAUUUGUUGGAUCAACAAUUUCAUGCAAACUGGGACAAAAGCCACGAUCGAUAACAAUUGAAGGUGUUACCGGAAUCGAACAACCACUUUUCAAACAUUCCGGUAGUACAAUCAUUUUCGAAGUUCCAUCGUCUUAUUGUAAUUCAAUUUAAAGUAAUGAAAAAAAAAAAAGAAAAUUGUAAAUGGUGUCACAUCUAACUAAUUCACAACGAAUUUUAUACUAUAAAAAAGUUAGUCAUUCAACUACAAUUGAAAAUACACACACAAAUUAAUCAUAUUCAGUACGUUAAUUAUGUUAUACAUUUCGAAUUAAGUUAAUGUAUAAAUCAGCAACAAUUGUAUUAAUUUAAAAGAAAAUAAAUAAAGCUAAAACAGAUGUGAAGUUAAACGUU
Messenger RNA from Contarinia nasturtii (swede midge), 4077 nucleotides. It is a transcript of the gene Myo31DF, whose product is annotated as unconventional myosin ID. Lineage: Eukaryota; Metazoa; Arthropoda; Insecta; Diptera; Cecidomyiidae. The transcript is spliced from 10 exons. Gene Ontology annotation, cellular component: plasma membrane; myosin complex; actin cytoskeleton. Bases 808 to 3837 code for a protein of 1009 amino acids. Gene Ontology annotation, molecular function: ATP binding; microfilament motor activity; actin filament binding. Gene Ontology annotation, biological process: vesicle transport along actin filament; actin filament organization. The record is from RefSeq and is a predicted model, not a curated record.